Molecule: messenger RNA, 1834 nt
Organism: Notolabrus celidotus (New Zealand spotty)
Lineage: Eukaryota; Metazoa; Chordata; Actinopteri; Labriformes; Labridae
Gene: bco2l
Product: beta-carotene 15, 15-dioxygenase 2, like
Exons: 12
Coding region: 15-1682 (555 amino acids)
Biological process (GO): carotene catabolic process; retinal metabolic process
Cellular component (GO): mitochondrion
Molecular function (GO): carotenoid dioxygenase activity; beta-carotene 15,15'-dioxygenase activity
Source: RefSeq, a predicted model, not a curated record
AACAAGCAGUAGCCAUGUCCAAGACCACAGAGCCACAGACACAGACCAUAUCCAGCAGGCAGAGAUGUCCACAGGCCAAUGGGCUGUUGAGUGUGGCUCCUCUGGUGAGUUCUGUGGAGGAAACACCUGACCCCAUCCCAACCACCAUCAAGGGAUCUGUUCCAAGCUGGAUCAAUGGGAGCUUUCUGAGGAAUGGUCCUGGGAAGUUUGAAUUUGGAAAAGACAGGUACACCCACUGGUUUGACGGCAUGGCUAUGAUGCACCGCUUCCACAUCAGUAAUGGAAGUGUCACAUACAGCAGCAGGUUCCUGAGGAGUGACUCAUUUGUUAAAAACUCUGAGAAGAACCGCAUCGUAGUGUCAGAGUUCGGGACGCUGGCCAUGCCUGAUCCAUGCAAGAACAUCUUUGCACGCUUCUUUUCACGCUUCCAGGUUCCCAAGGCUACAGAUAACGCCAGUGUGAACUUUGUCAAGUACAAGGGAGACUAUUAUGUCAGCACUGAAACCAACUACAUGAGACGAGUGGAUCCUCAGAGCCUGGAGACCAAGGAGAAGGUGGACUGGAGUCAAUACAUUGCUGUCAACUCGGCCACAGCUCACCCACACUAUGAUAGCGAGGGGGCAACGUACAACAUGGGCAACUCCUACGGCAAAGGAGGUUUCUUCUACAACAUCAUCCGUGUGCCUCCUGCUGCAGAGGAGAAGGCAGCGACAGAGGACUCUGCAGACUUGAAUGGAGCCAAAGUGAUCUGCUCCAUCAAAGCAGCUGAGCCCAGGAAGCCUUCCUAUUAUCACAGCUUUGUCAUGUCGGAGAACUACAUUGUGUUCAUUGAGCAGCCGAUCAAGCUGGACCUGCUGAAGUUCAUGCUGUACAGAAUCCAGGGGAAGAGCUUUCAUAAAGUCAUGACCUGGGAGCCUCAGUACGAAACUGUCUUCCACUUGGUCGACAGGCACACAGGCAAGGAGAGUGAAGUGAAGUAUCUUGCAGCACCCAUGUUCACGCUGCAUCAGAUCAAUGCUUAUGAAGACAACGGGUGCUUGGUGAUGGACAUGUGCUGCGGGGAUGAUGGUGAGGUCAUAGGAGACUUCACACUGGAGAAUUUGCGCAGAGACUCAGGGGAGGAAAUGGACAAGUUUUACAACGCAUUGUGCAGAAACCUCCCACGGAGAUAUGUCCUGCCCCUGAAUGUGGAUGAAAAAACUCCUCUGGACCAAAACCUUGUCACUGUACCUUUCUGCAGAGCCACAGCAAAGCAGACAAAACCAGGACAGGUAUACAUGACCCACGAGGAACUCCACGACGACCAGCUGCUGCAAUACGGUGGCCUUGAGUUCCCCCAGAUCAACUAUGACAAGUACAAUGGCAGGCCUUACCGCUACUUCUACUCCUGUGGCUUUGGACAUGUCUUCAGCGACUCUCUGCUCAAGAUGGACGUCCGCACCAAGGAGCUAAAGGUGUGGCGUUAUCCCGGCUUGUUCCCGUCUGAGCCCGUCUUUGUUGCUUCCCCUGACGCUACUGAGGAAGAUGAUGGAGUGGUGUUGUCUGUCAUCAUCACACCCAAGGAAGAGAAAAGUACUUUCCUGCUCGUUCUGGAUGCUAAAACUUUCACAGAGCUGGGCAGAGCAGAGGUCCCUGUCAACAUCCCAUACGGGACCCACGGAGUGUUUAACAGGAUGGGCUAGAUGUGUCUCUGCUCUGCGGAAAAUUGCUUAAACUGAACCAGCAACCUGCAAGCUUUAUCCACAGUAUAGAAAAUCUCUGUUGUAGCCAAUGUCUGCAAAAAUUCCUGAAUUGCAAAAAGAAAGCAGAAAAGAAAAAAGAAGAGAAAAAAACA